GGCCGGCCCCGGCCGCUUUAAUUGGAUGGCAGCGCCAACGAGGAAGUCAGAGACUUUACUAGUUAAACUGGCCCUCUCGCUCCUCCUGUGCGGACUCGGACAACCAUGACUCAUGACUGUCCCCAUAAAAGAGCGAGAGGACUCGACACUCCCGAGCAGAAGUGGCAGAGGGAAGGGAUGAAUGGAUCGUCUGUCCGUGCGCGUGUGCGGUCCCUCGGCUGCAGGGGUCCGGUCAGAGCGCAGGGUGGGCUGCUGGCUCAGCGACAAGAAGCGCAGGAGGAUGAACCUGGACGCGUUCAUACGGUUCUACACCAUGGAGUGGAAGUGGUAAAGAUUGAUCUCACUCAGCCCCUGGGCCCUCAGGGACCCUUUGACAUCAUCCUUCACAAGCUGUCUGACGUAAUUGUGGAAGCUAAGCACGAUAGCCAAUCACAGCAGCUCCUUGAUAACUUUCAGAGUUAUGUUUCAGCUCAUCCUGACACAGUGCUGCUGGAUCCCCUGCCUGCCAUGGCUAAACUAUUAGACCGCUUUGUCUCGGGUCGGAUAAUGAGCCAACUGAACAGUUCACUCCGAGACUGGCGUAUCUGCAGUCCCCCAUGCCUCGAGGUCCACAGUGGCAGUGACCUGUCAUCCAUUCAGCAGGCUGUGAUAAGACAGGGCCUAACAUUUCCUCUCAUUUGUAAAACCAGAGUGGCACACGGCUCAUAUUCACAUGAGAUGUGUCUGCUCUUCAGUGCAGCCAGUCUGGCUGAUAUCCAUCCCCCCUGUGUGCUUCAGAGUUUUGUGAACCACGGAGCCGUUUUGUACAAAGUGUUCGUGGUAGGAGACAAGCACUGCUGCGUAGAGAGACCCUCUAUCAAGAACUUUCCCUCCGGCCCCUGUGACAGGAAGACCAUCUUCUUCAACAGCCAAAAGGUGUCCAAACCAGAGUCGAACUCUAAUCUCACGUCUGUGGAUGAACAUAUGGUGGACCCGCCUUCUCCCAGCUCAGAUGCUGUGGCCGCCCUCGUCAAGGAGCUCCGAGCUCAGCUCGGCAUGGCCCUGUUUGGCGUGGACGUCAUCGUCAACAUAGGAACGCAUGCGCUCACCGUCAUCGACAUCAACAUUUUCCCAGGCUACGAGGGCAUGCCUCAGUUUUUCUCCUCUCUGCUCAGCCACAUCCAGUCAGUGUUGGACAAACACGCCGCUGCUGGUUCGCACACUACAGGUGGUUCCUCUGAGGAAACAGUGGGUGUUUGUCACCCCAGGAGUUGAUCACGGAUUGGUUUCAUCAAAAGGAUAAGCAAAACUUGAUCCCGAACUUUAUCCUCUUCAAAACACACUAAUUACUUUGACCUGCUAAUUGGCUCUGUUAAGGUCAACAAACAAGCAAAAAAAAAAAAGGCAACCUACAGUACUUGAGUAUACUUUUCUGUUUAUUGAUUGACAGGUAGCAUAGAAGAAGAUACAGCAGGCACAAAAUACAGCACUCUGAUUGGCCAGUAAUAUUACAAAUGCCUUUUUUAAUCACUUUUUUCCAUAUUGUGUCAUAUGUCCUCUAUGCUGAGCGCGUCACCUCCCCACAGACGUUUCCUGCAGUGAUCCUGCUGGUUUGUGAGAUUCAUUUUGUAUUUCUAUAGAAAAAGGAACUACAGUACAUUCAUGUUGAUUAACCUUUGAGCGAACAAGCAUCUCCUCUUUGGAAUAGAUUGCUAUAACAUCGUCAGUGUUGAUUCAUAACGUGUAUUAUUACCACGUGUUUACACAAGUUGACCGUCGGCUCGGCCAGUGUUCAAAUACAUAAACGUAUCGUAAAUCUCGGCCUUGUAGAAAAAAGAGAAAUAUUUGUAUACGAGUACCACAUGAUGCACUUUGAUUACAUAUUAAAAUACAUUAAAUAAUUCAGUAUUUGGCUAAUUAUUGCAUUCGCGUGUGCUCUAGUCUAUACUGUGUUAUUGCACUAAGUGGGCCUCCAGUAGCAACCCUGUUAAUCCUGCACUAAGUGCAUAUCUGACCAGUGUCCUCUUGGGGGCGGUGUUGCUUCAUAUUUCCCAUGACCUUGGCUUACAGACCACAUUUACACAAAUGACAUGACAGCCAUUAAAACUGGGAUGUAACACUACCUAGUAUUUAUCGACGUUAUUGUCGGUGUCACUGUUACCAAAAAGACAACAAAUGGCUUUAGUGUUUCCUCUCCUCCUUCCUUCAGCUCCUCCUUGGCUUGUUAAGAUAAGAGUGCAAAGCUGGCUGAGAAACCUGAGGUGACACUUUUAGACCUUGUAAGCUGUAAGUACAUCACCUCUCCUUCUGCCACACGAUCAACCAGGCAAAAGACAAACUUAACGUGUGAUGUACGUGCAAGUGUGUGUUUCGCUCGUGUCACCCCGGUUCGUCGCAAACAGUCUGGCUGUAACAGUGCGUGCGCCAAAUGAAAAACAAUCUUCAUUUCUACUUAAGUCGCCAAAGAAAUUAAGAGGAGAUAACGACUUCCUCCUGGGUACAAAUAUCAGCAGUAUCGUUAACAGUCGGAACAGCAGGGUACACACAGUUAUCAGUUAUUGCACAAAAUAUACUGUAUAUUAAAAUACACUAACUACUUAUAAUAGGGAAACUGUAUUUUUUUUCCUGAAACAAGAACACGCCAUCAAAGAUGAAACCUUCAGAGUAAAAGAAGCGCUGAUUGCUAUGAUCGUGACUCUUCAUGGCUGACAAUCUGCAAUCAAACUAACAUCUGAAUGAAAGUGCUGAAAUGCUAUUGCAUCUAUCGCCUGUCUACCUCACGCACGUUAUUUACAGAUACUCGAGAAGACAGGGGCAACGGUGAUGAGCACAAGCUUUCAGAUUCUCUGGGAAAACUACGUCUUUUUCUUCAACACAAAAACACAUCCAAAUGACCAAAAGAGAAGAAAAAAAGAGUAUUCUUUUUCCCUCCAGGCAAUCUAAAAGCAGAAAUGAACCAACAGUAUGUACACUUUGCACUAAUGUCCAUUUACAGAUUCCUCUGAGUGUUGGAGGGAUUUGAAGGCUGUUAAAUGGAAACUGUGUGAGCCGAAUGUGUGACUGUGAAUGCAACAAAGUGGUUUUGUCAUUCUGCUGUGCGUGUGGGUUAUGGGUAUCUUAUCCUCUGCGAAGUUCCCUCAGCUCUGCAGCCACUUUGCGCAGCUCUGCUUCAAUCUCCAGCAGCUCCUGCAGAUUAAAAAACAGUUGCACAAGCCUGGAAUCAGUGCAUUUGUCAUUUGAACAGACAAGCUAAGAGAAAGCAUAUUUUUCAACUAUCCCAAACCACUGUCAAUGUAACAAGAGACCCCCCCCCAAAAAAAACAAAA
Messenger RNA from Haplochromis burtoni (Burton's mouthbrooder), 3305 nucleotides. RefSeq names its product inositol-tetrakisphosphate 1-kinase. Gene Ontology annotation, molecular function: ATP binding; inositol-3,4,5,6-tetrakisphosphate 1-kinase activity; magnesium ion binding. The record is from RefSeq and is a predicted model, not a curated record. Gene Ontology annotation, cellular component: cytoplasm. Bases 106 to 1254 code for a protein of 382 amino acids. The transcript has 10 exons. Gene Ontology annotation, biological process: inositol trisphosphate metabolic process. Lineage: Eukaryota; Metazoa; Chordata; Actinopteri; Cichliformes; Cichlidae.